Molecule: messenger RNA, 330 nt
Organism: Phycomyces blakesleeanus NRRL 1555(-)
Lineage: Eukaryota; Fungi; Mucoromycota; Mucoromycetes; Mucorales; Phycomycetaceae
Exons: 4
Coding region: 1-330 (109 amino acids)
Source: RefSeq, a predicted model, not a curated record
AUGGCCGGGCUACUAGCUAGCAAAGGUUAUAUUCCCAAUUGGAGGCGUGGUAACGAGGGUCAAUACACUACUGUUAAGAAAAAGUGUUCUCAAGACAAUAGAUUUGCGCUCAGUAAUUUAGUUAGGAUGCGUCAAAUAAUAUUUAUGAUUAGGCGUGGUUUCUUUGUUGUUAUGGUCGAGAUAAGCUUUGCUUCUCUAUUGCGGCUGUCCCGCCUAUUCUUGAAUUUGACCAGCACCACGGGCACCAAAAACAUAGCUUUGCACAAAUUGCAGGCGAUGGCUUUUGAAGAGGCACUUGAAGUCAGUAUCAAACCGCUUAGAGUCAAUUAA